UCUGUCAAAAUCGCAGCAGUGGAAACGAGGUUCAGUCUCAACACUGAUCCAUGCAGCAGCAGCAGCAGCAGCAGCAGCAGUGAGGGCAAAGAUUCAUCCCGCACUUCUACAACAAACUGCUGUGUUUGUCGGUUCUGAACAUGGUUGUGUGAGUGUGUGAGAGUGUGUGUGUGUGUUUUUGCCUGUUUUCAGACUUCAGUGCCUGUUUUAGGAACAGAGAAGAAACAAAGAUGAUUGAGCUGGGCCUCGCUGACGGCAGCCUGAUCGACGAGCUGAUGGAGCUGACGGCUCAGAACAUCAGUCACCUGGAGAUCAAGGAGCACUUCAACGUCGUCAAGGAGAUUGGCAGAGGGAAAUAUGGCAAAGUGCUGCUGGUGACGCAUCGCUUCAGGGGGACCCCCAUGGCCUUGAAAGUGAUGCCCAAGGCCUCGACUAAGCUGCAGGGCUUUCUGCGGGAGUACUGCAUCUCCUUACACCUGUCCCAUCACCCCUGCAUCGUGGGCCUCUUUGGCAUUGCCUUCCAGUCUAAUGAGCACUACUGCUUUGCCCAGGAGCUCGUCAUUGGCAGGGACCUGUUCGCUGUCAUCCAGCCAAAGGUGGGUAUUCCAGAGUCUUCGGUCAAACGCUGUGUCCUCCAGAUCGCCAGUGCUUUGGAGUUCAUCCACAGCCAUGGCUUGGUCCACCGCGAUGUCAAGCCUGAAAACAUUCUCCUGCUGGACACUCACUGCAGCCAAGUCAAGCUAGCAGACUUUGGCCUGGCCCAGAAGCGAGGGACCCUAAUACGAUUCAUCACAGGAACCCUGCCCUACAUGGCCCCGGAACUGUGCUCCAUGGUUCUGCUGGAGGGCCAGACAGAAGUGACCACUGCACCCCUCAGUGUGGAGCCAAGCCUGGACACCUGGGCGUUCGGAGUGGUCAUCUUCUGCAUUCUUACGGGCUACUUCCCCUGGGAGUGCUGCAUGGACUCAGACGACUUCUACCAGGAGUUUGCUGACUGGUGCAGGAUGGAGGAGAGACCUGACACUGGGGAGGAUUUUCCUCCUCUGUGGCAAAGGUUCACUCCAGAGGCCAUGGAGAUGUUUGCUAAGCUCCUGGAUUUGGAUGCAGGAAGGAGGUGCACAGUGGGGGAAGUGAGAGCAUACACGGAGAAGGACUGGCUUAAGAAGCCUCAGGAUGAGCCGAAGAAGACAACGGAAAAAGAGAAAGUCGGCGUCUGCAGAAACAGCUCUGGUCAUAACAAGAUGGAGGAACAUGUAAACGCUUAGUGACUCAGACUCUUGUUUAAUCUUUGGCUUAAUGCACACAAAAAGAAUCUGCUAAUGGGGUAAGCUAAUUUAGCUAGGCUAGAAUACUUAAAACUAACUUGUAAAUCUAGCUACUCUCAGGCUAUAAUGUGCAUUAAAAUGGCAAAAACAGGCCAAAAACUAGACAAAACUAUUGCCCCAGAUUUGAGAAAGUUGUAUAUACCACAAACAAAGAAACUCAUAUAAUAAAUGUUGUGCUUCCUUUACUUGGUGAAACUGACUUAAGAAUGUAUACAUUAUAAUUUCUUAAUCUGUGAUGGUGAAUUUAUUUUA
Messenger RNA from Solea solea (common sole), 1577 nucleotides. Its product is annotated as serine/threonine-protein kinase SBK1. The coding region runs from base 231 to 1265 and encodes 344 amino acids. The transcript has 4 exons. Lineage: Eukaryota; Metazoa; Chordata; Actinopteri; Pleuronectiformes; Soleidae. Gene Ontology annotation, molecular function: protein serine/threonine kinase activity; ATP binding. The record is from RefSeq and is a predicted model, not a curated record. Gene Ontology annotation, biological process: peptidyl-threonine phosphorylation; peptidyl-serine phosphorylation.